AUGGCAUCUGGUACAUCAUCCUUGGAGAGUAAUGACAGCAAUGAGUCAAUACCCCACAGUUAUGUGAGUAACGAACGACACAACAGUACCCAAAUACCAACCGUACCAAUACCAAUCGAGUAUGAAGUCCUAACUGCAAACCAGUGCUACGACAAGCCGAGCUACACGGUGAAAGCUCACGGUGCUCACGUGAUGAGCGGACCGUACGAGCCAUGCGAGAUCAAUCAGCUACGGCGACAGCACACAGAGACAUCGAGGAGGUGCGAGCAUGUCAUGAAGGAGUUGGAAUAUGUACGUGGACAGCACAGAGCAGCCAUGAAUCAACUCGAGGUAUCGGCACAGGAGGCCAGUAGUCUACGCGGCAAAUGUAAUGAUCUGCUCAGCGAUAAACAGCGCUUGGAGCGCGAGGUGCAACACCUUCAACAGAACAGCACCGCUGAGGGAAGCCCUGAUGCCAUGGUGCACACACUUAGGAAGUACGAAACUCUUAAGGAUGAGUUCGAGUGUUACCGGAAAAUGUAUGAAGAUUUAAUAGAAAAACACAACACAACAUUUGAGAAACUUCAAAUAGUACAAGAGGAGAACAGCAGGUUGAAAGCACAAUGUCAUGAGCUGACACAGGAACGAAAUUCCAUAGUGCGCGAGCGCAACGCCCUGAAGCAGCAGGUGGGCAGCGUGCUGCGGCAGUGGGAGGGCGGGCUGCGGGAGCGAGCCGACAUGAAGCGCCUCACCGACGAACGCAACGCCGCCAUGGCAGAGUACACCCUCAUCAUGAGCGAGAGGGACACGGUGCACAAAGAGAUGGAGAAGCUGUCGGACGAGCGGCAGGCCGCGCUGAAGAGAGUCGCCGCGCUCGAGGCCGCGCUGCAGGCCUCCAGGGAGAAGGAGAGGGCGUCCGCCUUACAAGAGGAGAGCCUUCGUCGUGAGCUGGAGUCUGCUCUGGUGGACCGCGACCGCGCCAUCAAGGAGUGCACCGCACACAGGCAAGACAACUCUGCGUAUCACCACUUGGGGCUCUCAAGUGGUGUGGGUAACGACGGGUUUCUCAAUGGACAACACUCCAAUGACCCUUCAUUGGAUAAAUUCCAAGGUCUGGUGGGCAUGUCGGCUGAAGCAGCGGACAAAGAGCGCGCAGAAUCCCUCGAACAGAACAAUCCAGAAUUAGAGCGGCUAAGGAAACAAGUCGAUCGGCUUCAGGCUGAAUUGGCGGAUGCACAGUUAGAAGCAGAGGUAUCGAAACGAAGACGGGAUUGGGCUUUCUCAGAGAGAGAUAAAUUGUUGCAAGAGAGAGAAAGCGUAAAAGCAUUAUGUAAUAGGUUAAGAAAGGAGCGCGACCAGAUGGUGGGCGAACUGGCGGAGAGCAGGCGGCACGGAGGCAGCAGUCGACCGCCUGAUGCCGCCCUACAGCCCGCCAGGGACGCGCACCACGCAGAGCUCGCUCACCAGGAGUUCGAAUGGGACAUAAUCGAUGUGGAGUUGAAUUGCCUGGGAAAGGACGGAGAUCUCGGGUUCGAGUUAUCUGGAGGUCGAGACGAACCGUUCUAUCCCAAUGACAGCAGUGUAUACGUCACUUCUGUGAAGAAGGGAUCGCCUGUCGAAGGGAAAAUUAUGCCGCUGGACCGCGUGGCGCAGGUGUGCGGAGCGUCGCGGUGGGCGCGCGGGGCCGCCGCCGCCGCCGCGCUGCGGGCCGCACUCGGGCGCGGGCCCGCCGCCCUGCGGCUGCAGCGGGCCCGCGCCGCGCGCCGCACGCUGCGGCUGCGCGACGUGCGCGGCGUGCUGCUGACCCGCGGUAUCUUUGUCAGCAAAAUAACAAGCGACAGUGCUGCAGCAAAGGAGGGCAAUGUUUUCGUUGGCGAUCGAGUUGUUAGCAUAAAUUAUAGGUCGCUGGAGGGAGUGAAGAGCGUCUCGGAAGCGAUGGCCAUGCUCAACGAGUGCCAGUACGACGUGGUGCUCACCGUGCUGCGGCCGCUCUACCCGUGCUGCGACAACAGGGACAGGUUAUCUGUGUACGAUCACUCGUAUUCAGACGGGAAAAUGCUGAACAUGUGCCCCCAAAAUGAAGACACGUACUGUGAUUUCGUACAACCGCCCCAGGACACUAAGGUACAUAUAGAGCACGGUGUGCCAGAUUUUGAUCGACGCUACGUAUACCAUGUGGCAGCAGGCAGCCAGGGAAAGAUACACCAGGAGAGAGGGAAAUGGGACAUGAUUAGAGGGAAAAUUGAAGCUGUCACCGGCAGGAGCAAGUCGAAGGAUAAACAGAAUAAGGUACACGAGAGCGACGCUAUCGCGGAGCUGGACUCCAUUAUCGACAGUUAUCACGGGAAAACGAUCAAAGAAACUAGCAGUGUGCUAAAACGUUCGCGUAGAAAAAACAAAGAGUCUCAAAGCGAGGCAAAAAAUGGAGGCACCUGGCCUAAAGCGAGGGCAAAUUUUAAUCUAGAAGAUAACUCCACCGGAACUAUAGUUCAGCCGAGAUCUAGAAAAGAACGGCCGCCGUUAUCAGUCUUACUCAGUCCGCCAACAAAAUUGCCGCCCGAACCACAGCGGUCGAAUACUAACAGAAAUUCGAAUCCCAUACCGCUUGGUCACGCACCUUUAACUCAAGUGUCAGCACCGGCGCGACAUUCAAUGUACAAAUCUAUUGAAUCUUCUACAGUAGUCGAACAUUUUCCCAAACCUGCCCCUUUAACUAUCCAUAACCCUUUCGCUUCUCCCAACAGUAUGAAUUUCGAAAAAUCUCGAACGUUGGAAAAGGACAAAAUAUCCAUCAGUGAUUACUCAGAUCACGAUAUUAAUCCGAACCGCCUAAGUUUAGUGUUAAAUCCGUCAGAUGACUCGUUGGACUACCAACCAGUUACCCGCAGUCGGACGAAAAGUCCCCACUCUUUAGAUUUCACCGUAAACAAAGGACCCAGUUCUUUAGAAUUCGUUACGAGAAAAUCUCCCAGUUCCCUAGACCACUCUAUUAAAAAUCAUCCUGGUAAAGAUGCACUGGACCAGUAUUAUUCCUCAAAGAAAUCGUCUUCACCGAAAACUGUAAACAAAUACCCUUCAGACAGCGAUAGUUUUGGGCCAGACAGUUUAAACAGUAACCCAAAUUACCCAAUGACUGGGACAUUGCCAUCACAGUCGCGUCUUCAAUCUCAAUACUACAGAGGUCCGUUCGUUAAUUCGCAUCCUCACAAUUCUAGUCGUUAUCCGUACUUGGCGAGUCCAACGAAUAUCCCACAGAGCCAGUCAGGUGAGAGCAUAGGAACAUGUUAUGACAUGCAUUCAUUCACGUCCCAUACGCAUAAUAUGUCUGAUCUUCAGCCUGUGACUGGAGCGGCUCGCGGCGGUGACUAUCACCAUACAUACGAAGGUGGUACGUUUCCAAGGAAGAAAGAAAACCAAAGAUUUCGUGUCCCCUCUAACCCCAGUGUCACGUCUAAGAAUUCUGCCGGGAAGUUAAGUACGGGAUCUAUCGAGAGAAGUUCAGAACGAAAUUCACCAAUGCCGACAUUUCAUGUAGAAGUUCUUAGUCCUGGACAAGGUGCGAAGCAAUCAGCACAUAAAGGCACAAGGAACUCAAUGCCUGAAUAUUGCGGGAUGGGUUUAGGCAAGCCUCUGCCUGGAGAACUGAGGAGGGUACACAUAGAUAAGAGUCAGCAACCCCUCGGUAUCAAGAUACAAUGCCCUCAAAGCAGUGGGGGCGUAUUUGUAUCGACCGUGUACGAUAAUUCACUAGCUAGUCAAGUAGGGUUACAAGUCGGGGAUCAGUUAUUAGAAGUUUGUGGUAUCAACAUGCGAUCGGCGACUUACAAUCUCGCAGCGAGGGUAUUGCGGCAAAUCGGUAAUUCUAUAACUAUGUUGGUUCAAUACAGUCCAGAUAAAUAUAAGGAUGAGGUUGAGGUGGUCGGGAGUUCGUCUUCGCCAGAAAGUUCCCACGACGAUGACGUUUCAUUAUCGGGGUCUCCGACGCCGAGAAAUUCUCCAGGGCCGCAACAGUCUAUUCGAAUGGAGACGCCUUCAAGUGAGGUCGCUACACUGAGGCAGUCCGGGAACAAAGAUCUGCCGAGGUUUCUUCUCAUAGAAAUGCGGAACUGUUCUGAUUUGGGCAUCAGUUUGGUGGGUGGCAAUGCAGUGGGUAUAUUUGUGCAUAGUGUACGCAUAGACUCUCCGGCGUAUAUCGCUGGGUUACGAACCGGUGAUCAGAUCUUGGAAUAUAAUAAUGUGGAUCUCAGGCAUGCUACGGCGGAACAAGCCGCCCUGGAGUUAGCGAAGCCAGCUGAUAAGGUGAGCGUGCUGGUUCGCCACGACCUCCAGCAAUACCACGACAUAAAAGACAAGCCCGGGGACGCGUUCUACAUCCGCGCGGGGUUCGACCGCUGCACGAAGUUCACGUCCAACGGCAUGGACUCGCUGGACGAGUGCUCGCUGUGGUUCCGCAAGGACGAGGUGCUGUUCGUGGACAACACGCUCUACAACGGGGCGCCCGGACUCUGGCGCGCCUGGCAGCUCGACUGCAAGGGCGUCAAGCGGCAGUGGGGGACCAUACCCAGUAAAUUCAAAGUGGAAGAGAUUCUGCGACGGUCAAUGGGUCCUUUGGAGCCGGAAGGUCGUCGUGCGCUGACGACGGCCCGGCGCUCGUUCUUCCGCCGCAAGAAGCACCGCGACAGCAAGGAGCUGGCGUCCUUCUCCAACACCGAGCUGGGCUGCUGGAGCGACUCUGGGACGCUCGCUGAUGAUUUGCCAGUUCUUUCCUACCAGCGUGUCGAGAGGUUACCACACGGCAGCCAGCGUCCGGUGGUGGUGCUGGGUCCGCUGCGUGAGUGCGUGACCAGCAAGCUGGUGUCGGACUGGUCGCACGUGUUCGUUCACGCACGACCGGACGCCGUGCCACUGCAGGCGCUGCGGGACCGUGCGGACAAGGGUAUCCACUGUAUCCUUGACAUCCCGGUGGCCACAAUAGAGAAAUUACACAAGCAGCAAAUAUACCCCAUAGUCCUUUUUAUAAAGUUCAAAUCUUUCAAACAAAUCAAAGAAAUGAAGGACUCGCGGUAUCCUACUGAGAAAGUAUCCGCAAAAGCUGCCAAGGAGAUGUACGAACAUGGACUGAAGGUGGAGAAUGAAUAUAGGAAUUAUAUAUCGGCUGAAAUACCAGCGGGUGUAAACAUCGCGUACAUCUGCACGCUAAUCAAAGAGGCUGUGAAAGAGGAGCAGAACAAGACGCUGUGGGUGCCGUCCGUACAGGCCUGACCUUUGCCCCCCACC
Achroia grisella is the source of this 5256-nucleotide messenger RNA. It is a transcript of the gene Dlg5, whose product is annotated as disks large homolog 5. Bases 1 to 5241 code for a protein of 1746 amino acids. Lineage: Eukaryota; Metazoa; Arthropoda; Insecta; Lepidoptera; Pyralidae. Gene Ontology annotation, molecular function: protein binding. The transcript is spliced from 26 exons. The record is from RefSeq and is a predicted model, not a curated record.